AGUGGUGCCUCCUCCUUGGCAUUGGCUCACCUCCUCUGACCAACAAAUCUCCAAUCCGAGCAGCACCCAUUCCCAAAUCCCAAGCAUCAUCCCUUUUUCCCUCCUGCAAAGAGGGAUACUAUUCAGCUCAUCAGGCGCUCAGCUCAUCCCAGCUCCACCACCAAGAAUAAGAUCUGAAGCAGCCAGGCAGGAGCUGGUGCCAGCUCUGCAGUCAAGCAGGCUCUCCCGCUCGCAAGCAGCCAGCGGUCAAGCCGGUCAGCAGCCAUGAGUACCAUGAAGUUUUGCCGUGAAUGCAACAACAUCCUGUACCCCAAGGAGGACAGGGAGCAGAAGGUGCUCCUCUACGCCUGCCGGAACUGCGACCACCAGGAGGUUGCGGACAACAACUGCGUGUACCGGAACGUGGUGCACCACAGCGCCGGCGAGUUCACCCAGGUGCUCCAGGACGUGGCCGGCGACCCCACGCUGCCCCGCACCAAGGACGUGCGCUGCGCCGUUUGCGGCCACGGCGAGGCCGUCUUCUUCCAGGCCACUGCGAGGGGUGAGGAGGGGAUGACGCUCUUCUUCGUCUGCUGCAACCCCAGCUGCGGCCACCGCUGGAGGGAGUGAAGAGCUGAUAAUAAACAGAGCAAAAGGAUCCCUCUGCUGCAAUAGCCAGAGCCCAGAGGGGCAUGAUUUUUGAAAUUUCCACCCAAGAAACCUGCCCAUGGUACCAUGAACUGAUUGUAUCUUACAAGUACAUUAAUAACUUCAGGAGGGAGAUAAUCAGGUGAACCACUAGGAAUCUAGGAUAAAUUUCCCUGUGGUUCUUUUGCAUCAAAGAAAGGAUGAAAUGAGGGCAAUUUGGAUUUUGGUCUCUGCUUUUGAUUUCUUCUGCUGUUUUGUAAGCAACAAUGGUCUCAAGUUUCUCCCGCUCAAGCAAAUUAAUCAUGAACUGAAAAUUGGUUACAAA
Messenger RNA from Panicum virgatum (switchgrass), 952 nucleotides. Its product is annotated as DNA-directed RNA polymerases II, IV and V subunit 9B. The coding region runs from base 265 to 609 and encodes 114 amino acids. Gene Ontology annotation, molecular function: nucleic acid binding; DNA-directed RNA polymerase activity; zinc ion binding. The transcript is spliced from 4 exons. Gene Ontology annotation, biological process: transcription initiation at RNA polymerase II promoter; transcription-coupled nucleotide-excision repair; maintenance of transcriptional fidelity during transcription elongation by RNA polymerase II. NCBI's taxonomy places the organism in Eukaryota, Viridiplantae, Streptophyta, Magnoliopsida, Poales, Poaceae. Gene Ontology annotation, cellular component: RNA polymerase II, core complex. The record is from RefSeq and is a predicted model, not a curated record.